UCAGUAGCAGAAGAAAUGGAGAUAAUGUUUCCUCUCCAUGAGAUUCUGCUAACACCCAUAGUUGAAGAUGUAUUAGCUUCUCUGAAUGAGAAGCUGCUCUCAUCUGAUGCUGAGGUGAUACUAGCACCAGAAGUUGAGCAACUGGAAUCUGCAGAUGAGUUGCCACAGGAAGUCAUGGUGAGAUCAGUACCAGAAUUUGAGGAGUCACUGGUAUCUGAAGAUGUAAAAAUAUUGUUACCAGAAGUUAAGGAUGCACAUAUUGAGGAGUCACAAGUAUCCGAAAAUGUGGGGACCUUGAUACCUGGAGCUCUGGAUAAACAUACAUUUGAAGUCAAAGAAGCAUUGGUGCCUGAAAUAGAAGAAAUAUUAGUGCCUGAAAUCGUGGAAGUAUUGGUUCCAGAAAUUAAGGAGGACUGGAACUCUGAAAUUGACAUUGAAUGGGUACCAGAAAUUCAGGAGACAUUUGAUCCUAGAAUUGGUGAGAUACUGGUAUCAGAAGUUCAAGAGACAUCAAUGUUUGAUAGUAAGAAAACUUUGGUGUUGGCAUUUCAGGAGACAGUGAUGCCAGAAGUUAUUGAUACUUUAGUUUCUGAAGUUCAGGAGACACUUGUGUCCAAGGACCACAAGACUUUGACACCUGAAGCCAAAGAGGUACUGCCAUUUGAAGUUGAGGAGAUAAUACAUGAAAUUCAAAUGACAGUAGUUUCUGAAGUUGAGAAAACAUUAGCUGUUGAAGUUGCAAAAACUUUAACACAGGAAUUAAAGGGGACACUGGUGCCUGAUUUCAUGGAGAAGCAAAUACUUGAAGUUAAAGAGGCUAGGAUGUCAGAAGUAGAGGGAAUUUUAGCACCCAAAAUUGAGCAGACACUGGUGCAUGAAAUUAAGAAAACACUGGUGCCUGAAGAUGAGAAGUCUUUAACACCUGGACUAGGACAGACAUUAGUGCAUGAAAUUAAGCAAACAAUGGUGCCUGAAGUUGAGACAGGGAUGCUGUCUGAAAGUGAGGAUAAUUUAGUGCCUGACAGGACUUUUCUGUAUGAAGUUGAAACACUUCUAUCUGAUAUUGAAGAGAUUGUAGUACCUGAGAUUGAAGUGAUUGUAACUCUUGAAGAUGAUAAGACUUUAAUGCCUGAAGUUGAGCAGGCAAUGGUACAUGAAAUUAAGGAAUCACUGGUGUAUGAAGUUGAGACAAGGCCACUGUCUGAAGUUGAGGAGACUUUUAUAAAUGAAGUUGAGACAAAUCUGGUGCCUGAAGAAGCUCUUAUGUACGAGGUUGAGAUGUUAUUGCCCAGUGUUCCUGAGACACUGGUGCCUGAGGCUGAGGAGACACUGGUGUCUCAGGUUGAGGAGACACUGGUGCCUGUUGCUGAGGAGACACUGGUGCCUGUGACUGAAGAGAGACUGUUGCCUGAAGUUGAGGAGACACUGGUGCCUGUGACUGAAGAGAUUCUGUUGCCUGAAGUUGAAGAGACACUGGUGCCUGUGACUGAAGAGAUACCAUUGACUGAAGUUGAAGAGACACUGUUGCCUGAAGUUGAAGAGACACUGUUGUCUGUGACUGAAGAGACACUGGUGCCUGUGGCUGAGGAGACACUGUUGCCUGAAGUUGAGGAGACACUGGUGCCUGAAGUUAAAGAGACACUGUUACCUGAAGUUGAAGAGACACUGUUGCCUGUGAUUGAAGAGACACUGUUGCCUGUGAUUGAAGAGACACUGUUGCCUGUGAUUGAAGAGACACUGUUGCCUGAAGUUGAAGAGACACUGUUGCCUGAAGUUGAAGAGACACUGGUGCCUGAAGUGGAAGAGACACUGGUGCCUGUGACUGAAGAGACAUUGUUGCCUGUGACUGAAGAGACACUGUUGCCUGAAGUUGAAGAGACACUGUUGCCUGAAGUUGAAGAGACACUAUUGCCUGUGACUGAAGAGACACUGUUGCCUGUGACUGAAGAGACACUGUUGCCUGAAGUUGAAGAGACACUAUUGCCUGUGACUGAAGAGACACUGUUGCCUGUGACUGAAGAGACACUGUUGCCUGUGACUGAAGAGACACUGUUGCCUGAAGUUGAAGAGACACUGGUGCCUGAAGUUGAGAAGACACUGGUGCCUGUGACUGAAGAGACACUGUUGCCUGAAGUUGAAGAGACACUGUUUCCUGUGACUGUAGAGACACUGGUGCCUGUGACUGAAGAGACACUGUUGCCUGAAGUUAAGGAGACACUGGUGCCUGUGACUGAAGAGACACUGUUGCCUGAAGUUGAAGAGACACUGGUGCCUGUGACUGAAGAGACACUGGUAGAAAAUGUUUUGUAUGAAGUUGAGAUACUAUUGACUAAAGCUGAAGAGACAUUGGUAUCUGAGGCUGAGGAAACACUGGUGCCUGAGGCUGAGGAGACAGUGGUGGCUGCAGCUGAAGAGACACUGGUGCCUGAGGCUGAAGAGACACUGGUGCCUGAGGCUGGAGAGACACUGGUGCCUGUGGCUGAAGAGACACUGGUGUCUGAGGCUGAGGAGACACUGGUGCCUGAGGCUGAGAAGACACUGGUAUCUGAGGCUGAGGAGGCACUGGUGCCUGAGGCUGAAGAGACACUGGUGUCUGAGGCUGAGGAGACACUGGUGCCUGAGGCUGAGGAGACACUGGUAUCUGAGGCUGAGGAGGCACUGGUGCCUGAGGCUGAAGAGACACUGGUGCCUGAGACUGAGGAGACACUGGUGUCUGAGGCUGAGGAGACACUGGUGUCUGAGGCUGAAGAGACACUGGUGUCUGAGGCUGAGGAGACACUGGUACCUAAGACUGAGGAGACACUGGUGUCUGAGGCUGAGGAGACACUGGUGCCUGAGGCUGAAGAGACACUGGUGUCUGAGGCUGAAGAGACACUGGUGCCUGAGGCUGGAGAGACACUGGUGCCUGUGGCUGAAGAGACACUGGUGUCUGAGGCUGAGGAGACACUGGUGCCUGAGGCUGAGAAGACACUGGUAUCUGAGGCUGAGGAGGCACUGGUGCCUGAGGCUGAAGAGACACUGGUGUCUGAGGCUGAGGAGACACUGGUGCCUGUGGCUGAGGAGACACUGGUAUCUGAGGCUGAGGAGGCACUGGUGCCUGAGGCUGAAGAGACACUGGUGCCUGAGACUGAGGAGACACUGGUGUCUGAGGCUGAGGAGACACUGGUGUCUGAGGCUGAAGAGACACUGGUGUCUGAGGCUGAGGAGACACUGGUACCUAAGACUGAGGAGACACUGGUGUCUGAGGCUGAGGAGACACUGGUGCCUGAGGCUGAAGAGACACUGGUGUCUGAGGCUGAAGAGACAGUGGUGCCUGAGGCUGAAGAGACAUUGGUGCCUGAGGCUGAGGAGAGACUGGUGCCUGUGGCUGAAAAGAGACUGGUGUCUGAGGCUGAGGAGACACUGUUACCUGAGACUGAGGAGACACUGGUGCCUGAGGCUGAGGAGACACUGGUGCCUGUGGCUGAAGAGAUGCUGGUGUCUGAGGCUGAGAAGACACUGGUACCUGAGACUGAGGAGACACUGGUGUCUGAGGCUGAGGAGACACUGGUGCCUGAGGCUGAAGAGACACUGGUGCCUGAGACUGAGGAGACACUGGUGUCUGAGGCUGAGGAGACACUGGUGCCUGAGGCUGAAGAGACACUGGUGUCUGAGGUUGAGGAGAUACUGGUAUCUGAGGCUGAGGAGGCACUGGUGCCUGAGGCUGAGGAGAUAGUGUUGCCUGAAGCUGAGGAAACACUGGUGCCUGAGGCUGAGGAGGCAGUGGUGCCUGCAGCUAAAAAGACACUGAUGUCUGAGGCUGAGGAGACACUGUUGCCUGAGGCUGAAGAGACACUGGUGCCUACUGCUGAAGAGAUGGUGGUGCCUGAGGCUGAAGAGACACUGGUGCCUGAUGCUGAGGAAACACUUGUGACUGAGGCUGAGGAGACACUGAUGCCUGCAGCUGAAGAGAUGGUGGUGCCUGAGGCUGAAGAGACACUGGUGCCUGAAGCUGAAGAGACAGUGUUGCCUGAGACUGAAGAGACACUGGUGCCUGAAGCUGAAGAGACACUGGUGCCUGAAGCUGAAGAGACAGUGGUGUCUGAGGCUGAAGAGACACUGGUGCCUGAAGCUGAAGAGACACUGGUGCCUGAAGCUGAAGAGACAGUGGUGUCUGAGGCUGAAGAGACACUGGUGCCUGAAGCUGAAGAGACAGUGGUGCCUGAGGCUGAAGAGACGGUGGUGCCUGAAGGUGAAGAGAUGAUGGUGCCUGAGGCUGAGAAGACACGGGUGCCUGCAGCUGAAGAGACAGUGGUGUAUGAGGCUGAUGAGACACUAGUGCCUGUGGUUGAAGAGACACUGGUAUCUGAGGCUGAGAUGGUGGUGUUUGAGGCUGAAGAGACAGUAGUGCUUGAGGCUGAAGAGACAGUAGUGCUUGAGGCUGAAGAGACAGUAGUGCUUGAGGCUGAAGAGUCACUGGUGCUUGCAGCUGAAGAGUCAGUGGUGUAUGAGACUGAGAAGACACUAGUGUCUGGGGUUGAAGAGACACUGGUGCUUGAAUCUGAGGAAACAGUAGUACCUGAGGUUGAGGAGACACUGGUACUUGAGGUUGAGAAGAUGUUCAUGCCUGAGGCUGAAGAGACACUGGUAUUUGAGGCUGAGGCGACAUGGGUGCCUGAGGCUGCAGACACACUGAUAUCUGAGGCUGAAGAGACAGUGGUGCACGAGGCUGAGACGGUGGUGCCUGUGGCUGAAGAAACACUGGUGCCUGAGACUGAGGAGACAGUGGUGCCUGUAGCUGAAAAGGCACUGGUGCAUGAAGCUGAGGAGGCACUGGUGCCUGAAGCUGAGGAGACACUGGUGCCUGAAGCUGAAGAAACACUGGUGCCUGAGACUGAGGAGACAGUGGUGCCUGUAGCUGAAAAGGCACUGGUGCCUGAAGCUGAGGAGGCACUGGUGCCUGAAGCUGAGGAGACACUGGUGCCUGAAGCUGAGGAGACACUGGUAUCUGAGGCUGAGGAGACAUUGUUGCCUGAGGCUGAGGAGACACUGGUGUCUGAGGCUGAGGAAACAUUGGUGUCUGAGGCUGAGGAGACACUGGUGUCUGAGGCUGAGGAAACAUUGGUGUCUGAGGCUGAGGAGACACUGGUAUGUGAGGCUGAGGAGACACUGGUAUGUGAGGCCCAGGAGACACUGGUAUGUGAGGCCCAGGAGACACUGGUAUCUGAGGCUGAGGAAACAUUGGUGUCUGAGGCUGAGGAGGCACUGGUAUCUGAGGCUGAGGAGACAUUGUUGCCUGAGGCUGAGGAGACACUGGUGUCUGAGGCUGAGGAAACAUUGGUGUCUGAGGCUGAGGAGGCACUGGUAUCUGAGGCCCAGGAGACACUGGUAUCUGAGGCUGAGGAGACAGUGGUGCCUGAGGCUGAGGAGACACUUAUAUCUGAGGCUGAGGAGAGACUGGUCCCUGAGGCUAAAGAGGUGUUAGUGGCUGAGGCCAAGGAGACAGUGGUGUCUGAGGCUGAGGAGACAGUAGUUCCUGAGGCUGAAGAGACACUGAUACUUGAGGCUGAAGAGACACUGGUGCCUGAGGCUGAGGAGACAGUUGUGCCCGAGGCUGAGGAGACACUGGUGCCUAAGUCUGAGGAGACAGUGGUUCCUGAGUCUGAGGAGACAGUGGUGCCUGAGGCUGAAGAGACAGUGGUGCCUGAGGCUGAGGAGAUAGUGGUGUCUGAGGCUGAGGAGACAGUGGUGCCUGAGGCUGAGGAGACACUGGUGCCUGAGGCUGAGGAGACACUGGUGCCUGAGGCUGAGGGGACAGUAGUGCCUGAGGUGAAAGAGAUAGAGUUGCCUGAGGCAGAGGAAAUAGUGCCUGGGAUUGAUAAGAUGGUGGUGUUUGAAGUUGAAGGGACAAUUGUGGCUGAAGAUGAGAAAAUACUGAUCCCAGAAGUUGAGUCACUGGCAUUUGUAGUUCAGGAGGCAAGGAUAUUAACAACAAAUGAACUUUUAACACCUGAAACUGAUAAGAUAUCCCUACCUGAAAUUGAGGUGCUAGAAUAUGAAGCUGAGAUGGUGUUGACAUCUAAAGUUGAAGAGGCAUGUGCUUCUGUUGUUAAUGAGGCAGUGACAUCUGAAUUAGAAAUGCCGUCCCAAAUUAUAGGGGCACAGAUACUUAAAGUUGAGGAGUUGCUGACAUUCAAGAUUGAGGAGAUAUCAGCACCUGACAUUGAGAAGACACUGACAUCUGAAGGUCAGGAUUUAUUGGUACCUGAAGUUAAGAAUGUAGUAACAUCAGAAGUUGAGAUGGGAGUAGCACCUGAAGGUCAGGAUGAAAUGUUAUCUGAAGUAGAGAAGGUACGGAUGCCUAGAGUUAAAGAGAUCCAAGCACUUAAAGUUGAGGUUGAACAAACACUUGGAAGUCAAGAAGCAAUACCAGCUAAAGUAGGAAGGACAUUAGUUCCUGAAAUCGAAGAUGUAAUUACACCUGAAGUUGAGGUAUUGUCUCUUCAUGGGGCUUUUUUAUUUGAAGUUGAUGAAGCACUGUCAUCAGAAGUUCUAUCAAUAGUACACCCUGAGAUUAAGGAUGUGCAAGAAAUUGGAAUUGAGGCUUUAGAAGCACGUAAGAUUGAAGAGAUAACACCACCAGAGAUUGAGGAUGCAAUAUCAGUUGAAAUAGAGAAGGAACUAGCAUUUGAAAUUGAUACAUUUUCUGAAGUUAAAGUAGUACAAGCAACUGAAGAUCAAGAGACACUUACGCCUGAAGUUGAGGUAGAACUGUUAGAAACAAAAUUUAAGACACAUGAAGCUGGUAAAGCAUUGUCUCUGGAAGUUGUGGAGACAAAAGUAGUUGAUGAUGCAGGGGAAUUGACACCACAAGUUAAGGAAGUAUUAAAACUGGCACCUGAAGUUGAGGCAAUAGUGGCGCUGACAUAUGUAGCUGAAGAAUCAUGGGCACCUGAAGUUGAGGAGAGCCAGGCACUAGAAAUUGAGGAGUUGAUGGCAUCUGAAGUUGAGAAGAUAUUAGCAUCUGAAAAUCAUGAACUGUUACCAUCUCAAGUUGAAAUGCCACUGCCACUUGUGAUUGAGGAAAUUUUACCAUCAGAAUUUGAAACUUUGGCCUUUGAAGUUGAGGCUCAGAAACAGGAAGUGGAGGAAAUAUUGUUACCUGAAUUUGAGGCCAUGCAGGCAUCUGAUUUUGAGGAUUCACUAAGACAUGAUGUUAUGUUGGUAGUGGUAUCUGAGGAUGAAGUAGAAAAUAUCGAAGUUGAGAAGAAAAUGGCAGCUGAAGUCCAAGAAACACUGAUUUUAGAAGUUAAAAGUGCAAUGGCACCUGAAGCAGAAGAGAUACUGAGAAUUGAAGUUGAAGCACCUUUGCCAUCUGAAGUUGAGGCAGUAGAAGAACCUCAAGUUGGGUUAGGACUGGCAAUUGAAUCUGAAGAGUUACUGGAAUCUGAUAUAGAGGAGGCAGUAGUAUCUGAAAUUGAGAUGCUGGAAUCUGAAGCUAAAGUAAUAUCACCAUUUGAAUUUGAGGAGUUUGUUAUCCAUGAAUUUCAGGAGCUAUGGGCACCUGAAAUCAAAGAAAUAGUAGCACCUGAACUUGAUUUAUUAGCACCUGAAGCUAUGGAAUCAUUGGCACCUCAUAUUGAGGAAUCACUGCCAUCCAAGGUUGAGGUAAUAGCCCUUGCAGUUGAUAUGACAGCACCUGAUGUGAAGGUACUUGGGCCAGAGACUAAGGUAGUAUUAGGACAUGAAGUUAAGAUGAUGUAUACACCUGAAGUUGAGGAAGUGUUAUCACCUGUAGUUGAGGAGAUGCUGAUUCCUGAAGUUGAAAUACUAGUACCUGAAAGUGUGAAAGUACUGGUAAGUGAAGUUGAAGCACUGACAUCUAAUGUUGAGGAAGUAUUGACAUCUGAAAUUGAUAAGAUACUGGCACUUGAAGCUGAGAACAUAGUAGCUUCAGAAGUUGAGAAGGUGUUAACAACUGAAGUUGAAGAGAAACUGCCACGAGAAAAGGAUGAGGCAGUAGUAUCACAAUAUAAGACCCUUGAUGCUGAGGUUGGGUUACUGUUUCAUGAAGUUGACAAGGCACUGGAACUUGAAGUUGAAACACUGGCAUCUGAAACUGAAGAGGUGCUAACAUCCAAAGUUGAGGAAGUAACUCCUGAAGUUGAUGAGGCAUUACUACUUGGAAUUGAUGAGAGUUUGCUACAUGAAGUUGAUGAAUUGCCUUCUGAAAUUGAGGAGGUACUAGCACAUGAAAUACUAGAAGCAUUGGCACCUUUGGUUCAACAGGUACUGGCAUCUAAAGUUGACCCAUUAUUAACAACUGAAUUUGAAGAGGAACUGGUGUCUGAAGUUACAGAAACUUUUGCACCUUCAGUUCAAAAGCCACUGUCUCAUGGAGUUGAGAACCUACCAGCACCAGAAGUUGAGGAAGCCUUAACACAUGAAAUCAAGGCAGCACCAGCACCUGAUAUUAAAAAAGUACUUGCACCUGCUGUUGCUGAGACACUGACAUCAAAAGUUGAGACAUCAACAAGUAAGGUUGAAGAGGUAAUAUCAUCUGAAGUUGAGGCUUUACAAGUACUUGAAGCUGAGGAAGUUGAAAUUCAGGAUUUAUCACCUCAUCAAUUAAAAGAGACACCAUCAGCUAAAAUUGAAAGGUCACAGGGAUGUGAAGUUGAGAUAGUGGAACCUCAGUUUGAGAUAUUACCAUCUGGAGUUGACAUCAACACAGAGGUUAUGGAGCCACUUGGAUCAGCAAUUGAGCUACUACAAGAGGUUGAGGUACUGGCACCUACAGUUGAACCACUGGCACUUGAAUUUGAGGAGAUAUUGAUAUCUGAAGUUGAAGUACUAGCUCUUGAAGUUGAAGAUGUACUGGCACCUAAAUUUGAGGUGCCAGCAUCUGGAAUUGAGAAAACUCCUUCCCAUGAAGUUGAGUUCUUGGCAGCAGAAGUUGAAGUACUGGUACCUGAAUUAAUCGUAAAAUCAUUAGAAGCUGAGGAAGUACUGGUAUCUGAAGUUGAAGGUGAAGUGAAGGUGCUGGAAAUUGAGGAAGUACAGACAUCAGAAGUUGAGGAAGUACAUGCAGUACCUGAAGUUGAAAUGAUUAUGACAAUUGAAUAUAGGGAGACACCAUCUGAAGUUGAGAUAACAUUUGUACCAGAUAAUGAAAUAUUAUUAACUCCUGAAACUAAGAGGAUGUUUGUAUCUGAUGAUAGAAUUUCUUCUCAUGAAAUUGAGAGCACACUGGCAUCUAGAACUGGAGAGUCAGUGACACAUAAUGUUGAGGAAAUUGUGGCUUCCAAUAUUGAAAUGUUGACACAUAAAGUAGACAAUGUAUCGCCACUGAAGACAGAAGAGCCGCUGAUACCUGUGCUAGAGAGGAAUUUGGCACCCGAGAUAGAGCAAAUUCUUGCAAUGGAAAUGGAGAAGGUUUUGGAAGCAAAAUUUGAUAAACUAUCAGCUGUUGUGAAAAAUUUAUUUACAAAUAAAUUAUACAAAAUAAUUGUUGAAUUUAAAGAAAUAUUUAUAUCUUCAGAGAAAGAUAUUCCUUGUGAAUUGGAAGAAGCAUCUCAAGCUGAGAGGUUCAUUUCUACAGAAGAGGCUGAGAAAGUAGUGAGACAUGAAGUUAAGAAAAGACUGGCUCCUGAACCUAAGGGAUCAGACUUCUCAGAAGUUGAAGAGGUUUUCACUCUUGAAUAUCCAGAAUUAUGUAAAAUUCGAUCUGGAGAAACAUUCCUAGCAAAUAUCACAGCAGAUGGAAUGAUAGAAAGGGAUGAUGAAAUCAAAACAGUCUUAGAUAACAUAGAGGUAGGUAAAGUAGAUUUAGUAUCAUCAGAAGAUCAAGAAACACAGGUACUUGAAUCUCCAGUACAGAUUUUAGCAGCUGAAGUUGGAGAAGGAUUUUCAUUUAAUGAUGAUGACUUUGUACGUCAGGUUGAUUAUAUAAGUGAGUCUGAAAGUAAGAUACAGUAUUCUGCAAAUGAAGAGCUAGUGGAAAAUGAGUUUCAUGAAUUUCAUGAUUUUGACAAUCAAUUACUAGAAGAGCCUGAAUCUGAAAACAGACUACCUGAGAUCAAAAUUGAGAGUGAAGCACCUGAAUUUAGUGAAACAAUUUCAUCUGAAGGGAUGUCAGAUCACAAUGUAGAGGAAAUAGUGUUGCUUGAAAUUUUUGAAGCUGCUGCUUCAGACAGUAUGAAGGCAACAUCAUAUGAAUAUGAAGAGCUUUUGCAACUUGAAAUCAAAGAAGUAUUAACAUCCGAUGUGAUAGAUACUUUGACCUCUACACAAGUAACAUUAACCCCAGAAGUGCAGCAUUUCUUAGAAACUGAGGACAAUAGCAUUUCCUCUUUUGCAUCCACUGAAUUUGAAAUAUUUACAUCUGAAAUUGCACAAGUACACUCAAAACCUGAACUAAAAGUAAUGGAGCAAGAGACAUUAAUGGUGGAAGAAGAGCCAGAGCCCACAUUAGCUGACACAGAACCACUGAUAGUGGAAGCAGAACCACCUGUAAGGGAGGCUAAAUCAACUGAGCAAGAAGCAAAAUUGAGUAUUUCACCCAUAGAUUAUGCUGAAAUCAAACCAGAGGUAAACAUUUUAAUGGAAGAGCCGGUGUUGGAAUUGAAAGCAACAUUAAUGAAAGAUACAGAGAUUCAUGUGAAACCAGAAACAGUGAUAGAAUCACAAAUAACCAUCAAAGGAUUUGAGCCAAUAAUGGUGAGUCUAGAACCGAUAGUGGUGAGGCCAGAACCAAUAGUUGUUAGACCUGAGCCAAUAACGGUUAGGCCAGAGCCAAUAGUGGUAAGACUAGAGCCAAUAAUGGUGAGACCAGAGACAUUAGUAGUACAACCAGAACCAAGAGUGGUAGAACAAGAACCAACUUCAGCUGAAGAAAAGUUAAAAACAACAGGAAUGGAGUCAGAAACAACAACAAUAGAGCCACAUCUAGUAGUGGUCAGUAUGGGAAUAGAGUCAACACUGGUGGAAGCAGGUAAAGAAAUUGUAGCCACAGAUCCAUCAGAGAUUGAACCAGAAUCAGCAACGUUAGAGCAACAAUUGAGCAAGAUAAAACCGGAACUAGCAGCUGAAGUGAUGGAACCAGAAAUAUUGGAGAUGGAAGCAGAAUCACCUUUUAUGAGGGGAGAACAAAUUAUGGAUAGCCAAGAACUUAGAGAGGUAGAAACAAAACAAAUAGUGGUGGAAAUUGAAAUAUCAGAGGUGGAGCAAGAACCAGUACUGGUGACAAAGCCAAAACUAGGAGAGACAGGGGCAGGAGUGGUGCAGGCAGAAACAGUGACUGAGGAAUCAGAAUCAUCAAUAUUGAUAGCUAAAGAAAUACUAGAUGAACUGGAAUCAACAGUGAAACUAGAAGGAACAGUGAUAGAAAUACAAGAGGUAGAGUCAGAAUCAGCUGAGGAGGUACUGGCACCUGAAGUUGAAGAGCUACUGACAACUGAAGUUGAGGUACUGACACCUGAAGUUGAGGUACUGGCACCUAAAGUUGAGGAGGCACUGGCACCUGAAGUUGAUGAGGUACUGACAUUUGAAGUUCAGGAGGUAUUGGCAUCUGAAGUCGAAGAGGUACUGGCACGUGAAGUUGAUGAGGUACUAACAUUUGAAGUUCAGGAAGUAUUGGCAUCUGAAGUUGAAGAGGUACUGACACCUGAAGUUGAGGAGAUACUGACAUUUGAAGUUAAGGAGGAGUUGGCAUCUAAAGUUGAAGAGGUACUGGCACCUGAAGUUGAGAUUCUAGCACUUCAAGAUGAGGAACUACUGACAGCUGAAGUUGAAGUACGGACACCUAAAGUUAUAAGUUUGACACCUGAAAUUCAGGAGCUGCUAACAACUGAAGUUGAAAAGGUAUUGAUGACUGAAGCUAAGGAGGGAUUGGCAACUGAAGUUGAGGGACUACUGCCAACUAAAGUUCAGGAGGUACUGGCACCUGAAGUUCAGGUGCUGACACAUGGUGAAGAUGUACUGGAAACUGAAGUUCAGAUUCUGGCAACUGAAGUUCAGGAGGUACUGGCACCUGAAGUUCAGGAAGUGCUGACACCUGAAGGUGAAGAGGUACUGCAAAUAGAAGUUCAGAUUCUGACACCUGAAGUUAAGAAGUUACCAGCACCUGAAGGUGAAGAGAUACUGGCACCUGAAGUUGAUGAGGUAUUGGCACCUGAAGUUGAUGAUGAACUGACUCCUGAAGUUGAGAAGGUACUGGCACCUGAAGUUGAUGAAUUACUGGUACCUGAAGUUGAUGAGGUACUAACACCUGAAAUUGAGGAGGUACUGGCACCUGAAGUUGAUGAAGUAGUGCCAUCUGAAGUUCAUGAUUUACUGGCACCUGAAGUUGAUGAGGUACUGGCACCUGAAGUUAAUGAGGUACUAACACCUGAAGUUGAGAAACUGGCACCUGAAGUUGAUGAGCUAGUGCCACCUGAAGUUCAUGAUUUACUGGCACCUGAAGUUCAUGAGGUACUGAUACCUGAAGUAGAGUUACUGUCACCUGAAGUUGAUAAGGUACUGGCACCUGAAGUUGAUAAGGAAUUGGCACCUGAGGUUGAUGUGGUACUGGCACCUGAAGUUGAUGAGGUACUGGCACCUGAAGUUGAUGUGGUACUGGCACUUGAAGUUGAUGAAGUACUGGCACCUGAAGUUGAUGAGGUACUGGCACCUGAAGUUGAUGAGGUACUGGCACCUGAAGUUGAUGUGGUACUGGCACUUGAAGUUGAUCAGGUACUGGCACCUGAAGUUGAUGAGGUACUUGCACCUGAAGUUGAUAAGAUACUGACACCUGAAGUCGAGAAGGGACUGUCACUUGAAGUUAAGGAUGUACUGGUACCUGAAGUUGAGAAGUUAAUGGCAUCUGAAGUUCAGGUGUCGACACCUGAAGCUGAGGAGAUACUGGCACUUAAAGUUAAGGAGGUACUGGCACCUGAAGUUGAGAAGGUACUGGCAUCUGAAAUUGAGAUUCUGGCACCUGAAGUUGAAAUUCUGACACUUGAAGUUGAGGAGGUAUUGGCACCUGAAGUUAAGAAGGUACUGGCACCUGAAGUUGAGGAGGUACUGGCACCUGAAGUCAAGAUUCUGACUCUUGAAGUUGAGGAGGUAUUGGCAUCUGAAGAUAAGGAGGCACUGGUACCUGAAGUUGAGGAGGUAAUGGUAUCUGAAGUUCAGAUUCUGACACUUGAAGUUGAGGAGGUAUUGGUGCCUGAAGAUAAGGAGGUACUGGCACCUGAAGUUGAAGAGGUACUGGCAUCUGAAGUUGAAGAGGUACUGGCAUCUGAAGUUCGGGUACUGGCAUCUGAAGUUGAAGAGGUACUGGCAUCUGAAGUUGAAGAGGUACUGGCAUCUGAAGUUCGGAUUCUGACACUUGAAGUUGAGGAGGUAUUGGCACCUGAAGUUAAGGAGAUACUGGCACCUGAAGUUGAGGUGGUACUACCACCUGAAGUUGAAGAGGUACUGACAUGUGAAGUUAGGGAGGCACUGGCACCUGAAGUUGAGGAAGUACUGGCACCUGAAGUUGAGGAAGUACUUGCAUCUGAAGUUGAGGUACUGACACCUGAAAUUGAAGAAAUACUGGUACCUGAUGUUGGGAAGGAACUGGCACCUGAAGUUGAAGAGGUACUAACAUCUGAAGUUCACAUUCUGGCACCUAAAGUUGAGGAGGUAUUGGCACUUGAAGUUGAAGAGAAGCUGACACUUGAAGUUGAUGAGGAACUGGCACCUGAAUUUGAGGAGGUGCUGGCACCUGAAGUUGAUGAAGUAGUGACACCUGAAGGUGAUGAGAUACUGGCACCUGAAGUUCAGAAGAUUCUAGCACCUGAAGUUGAGGAGGUACAGGCACCUGAAGUUAAGAAAAUAUUGGCACCUGAAGUCGAGAAGAUAUCAGCACUUGAAGUUGAGGAGGUACUGACACCUGAAUUUCAGGCAGUACUUGCACCUGAGAUUGACGAGGCACUGGGAGUUCAGAUUCUGAUAUGUGAAGUUGAGGAGGAACUGUUACCUGAAGUUCAGGAGGUACUUCCACCUGAAGUUGAUGAAGUACUGGCACCUGAAGUUGGGGUACUGACACCUGAAGUUGAAGAGGUCUUGGUACCAGAAGUUGAGGUUCUGUCACCUGAAGUUGAGAAGAUACUGGCACCUGAAGUUGAGGAGGUCCUGGCACCUGAACUUAUGGUACUGACAUCUGAAGUUGAUGAGAUACUGGCACCUGAAAUUGAGGAGGAAGUGGCAUCUGAAUUUAAAGAGGAACUGGCACCUGAAAUUGAGGAGGUACUGACAUCUGAAGUUGAAAAGGAUCUGGUACCUGAAGUUGAGGAGGAACUGGCACCUGAAACUGAGAGGGUACUGGCACCUGAAGUUGAGGAGGUAUUGUCACCUGAAGUUGAGGAGGAACUGGCACCUAAUUUUGAGGAGGAACUGGCAUCUGAAGUUGAGGAGGUACAGUCACCUGAAGUUGACGAUGUACUAGGACGUGAAGUUAAGGAGAAACUGGCACGUGAAGUUGAAAUUCUGGCAUCUGAAGUUGAGGUACUGGCUACUGAAGUUGAUGAGGUACUGACACCUGAAGUUGAUGUGAUUCUGGCACCUGAGGUUGACGUUCUGGCAUCUGAAUUUAAGGAUGUACUGGCACCUGAAGUUGAGGAGGUACUGGUACCUAAAGUUCAGGAGGUACUUACAUCUGAGGUUGAGGAGGUACUGACAUCUGAAAUUGAGGAGAUAUUGACAGCUGAAGUUGAAGAGGUACUGGCACCUGAAGUUGCAAUUCUUGCACCUGAAGUUGAGGAGGUAUUGACACCUGAAGUUGAGGCAGUACUGGCACCUGAAGUUAAGAUUCUUGCACCUGAAGUUGUGGAGGUACUGACACUGGAAGUUGAAAAGGUACUUGCACCUGGAGUUGAGAUUCUGGCACCUGAAGAUGUAGGGGUAAUGGCACCUGAAGCUGAGGAGGUACUCUCACUUGAAGUUGAGAAUAUACUAGUACCUAAAGUUAAGGAGGUUCUGGCUACUGAAGGUGAGAUGGUUCUGGCACCUGAAGUUGAGGUUCUGGCACCAGAAGUUGAGAUUCUAUCACUGGAAGUUGAAGUGAUUCUGGCACCUGAAGUUGAUGUGAUUCUGGCACCAAAUGUUAAGGAGGUACUGGUAUCUGAAGUUGAGGUACUAGCACCUGAAGUUGAGGUGCUGGCACCUGAAUUUGAGGAGAUACUUACACCUGAAGUAGAAAUUUUGGCACCUGAAGUUGAGAUUCUUGCAUCUGAAGUUGUAGAGGUAAUGUUACCUGAAGGAGAGGAGUUACUGGCACCUGAAGUUCAGGAGGUACUGACAGCUGAAGUUGAGAUUCUUGCAUCUGAAGUUGUAGAGGUAAUGUUACCUGAAGGAGAGGAGUUACUGGCACCUGAAGUUCAGGAGGUACUGACAGCUGAAGUUGAGAUUCUGACACGUGAAGUUGUAGAGGUAAUGGUACCUGAAGUUGAGGAGGUAGUCACGCUUGAAGUAGAGAAGAUACUAGUACCUAAAGUUGAGGAGAUAAUGGCACCUGAAGUUGAGGUAGUUCUGAUACCUGAAGGUGAGAUUUUGGCACCUGAAGUUGAUGUGGUUAUGUUACCAGAAGUAGAGAUUUUGACACCAGAUGUUGAGAUUUUGGCACCAGAAGUUGGGAGCCUGGCACCAGAAGUUGAGAUUCUUCCACCAGAAGUUAAAGCACUGACACCAAAAGUUGAAAAGGUGCUGACACCUGAAGUUGAGAUUCUGGUACCUGAUGAUGUAGAGGUAAUGGCAUUGGAAGUUCAAGAAGCACUGGCACUUGAAGUUGAGAAGAUACUGAUACCUGUAAUUGUUGAGGUUUUCGUACCUGAAGUUGAGGAGGUAUUGGCACUUGAAGUUCAGGAGAUACUGGCACCUGAAGUUGAGGAGGUUCUGGCAGCUGAAGUUGAGGACAUUCUGACACCUGAAGUUGAGGAGGAACUGGCAACUGAAGUUGAGGAUGUACUGGUACCUGAAGUUGAGGAUGUUCUGGCACCUGAAGUUGAGGAGGUACUGGCACCUGAAGUUGAGGACAUUCUGGCACCUGAAAUUGAGGAUGUUCUGGCACCUGAAGUUGAGGAGGCACUGGAACCUGAAGUUGAGAAACAAGCACCUGAAUUUGAGGAUAUUCUGGCACUGGAAGUUGAACAGGAACUGGCACCUGAAGUUGAGGUACUACCACCUGAAGUUGAGGUACUGGCACCUGAAGUCCAGGAAGUAUUGACACCAGAAGCUGAGGAGGAAGGGGUACCAGAAGUUAAGGAGGAAGGGGUACCUGAAGUUGAGGUACUGGCACCUGAAAUUGAGAGGGUACUGGCACCUGAAGUUGAAGAGCUACUGGCACCUGAAGUUGAGGAGGUACUGGCACAUGAUGUUGAGAGAGUACUGGCACCUGAAGUUGAGGAGGUACUGGCACCUGAAGUUGAAAGGGUCCUGGCACCUGAAGCUGAGGAGGUACUGGCACCUGAAGUUGAGAGGGUCCUGGCACCUGAAGUUGAGGAUGUACUGACACCUGAAGUUGAGAGGGUCCUGGCACCUGAAGUUGAGGACAUACUGACACCUGAAGUUGAGAGGGUACUGGCACCUGAAGUUGAGAAGGUACUGUCACCUGAAGUUGAAGAGGAAUGGGCACCUGAAGUUAAAGAGGAAGUGACACCUGAAGUUGAGGAUGUUCUGGCACCUGAAGUUGAGAAGGUACUGGCACCUGAAGUUGAGAAGGUACUGGCACCUGAAGUUGAGGAGGAACUGGCACUUGAAGUUGAGAAGGAACUUCCACCUGCAGUUGAGGAGGUAGUGACACAUGAAGUUGAGGAGGUACUGGCACCUGUAGUUGAGGAGGAACUGACAUCUGAAGUUGAGGAUGUUCUGGCUCCUGAAGCUGAGGAGGUAUUGGCACCUGAAGUUGAGGAUAUUCUGGCACUUGAAGUUGAGGAAGUUCUGACACCUGAAGUUGAGGAGGAACUGACAGCUGAAGUUGAGAAAGUACUUACAUAUGAGGUUGAGGAGAUACAGACUCCUGAAGUUGAGGACAUUCUGGCACCUGAAGUUGAGAAACUGUCAUCUAUAGUUGAGGAGGUACUGGCACCUGAAAUUGAGGAUGUUGUGGCACCUGAUAUUAAGGAGGUACUGGCACCUGAAGUUGAGGAUAUACUGGCACCUGAAGUUGAAGAGGAACUAGCACCUGAUGUUGAGGAAAUACUGUUACCUGAAGUUGAUUUUCUGGCACCUGAAGUUGAGGAGGUACAGGCACUUGUAGUUGAGGAGAUACUUGCACCUGAAGUUGAGGAGAUACUGGCACCUGAAGUUGAAGAGGGAUUGGCACCUGAAGUUGAGGCGAUACUGGCACCUGAAAUUGAGGAGGUAUUGGCACCUGAAGUUGAAGAGAGAUUGGCACCUAAAGUUGAAGUACUGACACCUGAAGUUGAAGAGGGACUGGCAUCUGAAGUUGAGCAGGAACUUUUCCUUGAAGUUGGCAUUGCACUGGCACCUGAAAUUGAUGAAGUACUGGAAACUGAAUUUGAGGAGGCUCUAGCACUUGAAGUUGAGGCAGUUCUUUCUCCUGAAGGUGAUAAAGUACUGGAAACUGAAUUUGAGGAGGAACUGGCACUUGAAGUUGAGGCAGUUCUUUCUCCUGAAUUUGAUGAGCUACCUGAAUCUGAGUUUGAGAAGGUACUAGAGCUUGAAGUUGAGGCUGCUCUGGCACCUGUAAGUGAUGAGGCAAUGACAUCUGAAAUUGAUGAGAUGCUGGUGUCUGCAGGCAAGAAGAUAAAGGCACCAGAAACAACAGAUGUGAAAGUGGAACCAAUAUUGGUGGAAGAACCAGAAAUAAUGGAGCCAGAACCAGAAGUGUUGCACCUGGAAGUAACCCUGCCAGAGUCAGAAUUGAAAAUGAUGGAGAAAGAACCAGAAGUUCUGGAAGCAAGGAAAGUUAUGUUGGAGACAGAGCCUGUGUUAGACCCAGACCUAUUAGCACUGGAAGUUGAGCCUAUUAUGGCAGAGGUAGAACCAACAGUUACAGAAUCAAGUUUAGUAAUGGUGAAGCCAGACCCAGGAGUUGUAGAGGUAGAACCAGUAAUGGUGGAACCAGAAACAGAACCAGAACCACAAGUAAUGGAAGGAGAACUAAUAAUCAUGGAAACAGAAUCAACAUGGACAGCCAUAGAUUCUAUGUUAUUGAAACCAGAACCAAUUGUAGAAGAACCAGAAAUAUAUUUAGUUACAUUAGAGUCAGGAUUGGAAGAACCAAAAUCAACAGAAACAGAGCCUGAGCCUGUAAUCAAGGAACUGAUGGAAGCUGGAUAUGUCAUUGAGCAAUCAGAAAAAAAUAAAUUGAAAUUGAAACUAGAACUCGAACCAAUAAUGGAACAAACAGAGCCACCAUUAGUGAAACCAAAAUCUACACUUGAAGAAUCAGAAUUAGAAGUGAAAGAAUCACUGUCAAAACCAGCAAUGGGAGAUAUAAAACUAGAGAAAACUCUUGUUCAUGAACAGCCAGGAAUGGUAGAGACAGAAUCUACUUUUGAGGAGGCAGUGGUGGUCAUAAUAGAGCCAGAAUCUACAAUGGUGGUGACAGAACCAGGAGUUGUGAAAGAAGAUUCAUUGAUAUUAGAAGCAGAGCCAGCACUGAUAAAGCCAGAACCAUCAGGAAUGGAAGAAGUCGAAGAAGACGUUGAAAUUGAUUCCAAAGACAUUGUUGAUGUAUAUAUUCUGAAAAACAAAGAUUUAGUUAAGGAAAGCUAUAUUCUUGAAAUGCCUGAACCAGCUUUGCCAGUAGAUCUUAAUGUGUUAAAGAAAACAUCUGUUUGUAUGGAUAUGGUUUCCAGUUUAGUAAAUGACUCAUUAGAAGUAGAUUCUUAUGUAUCAUUAGAUGAAAAUGUAUUGUCCAAAUCUGAGAUGAAUGAAACUGUAGGGGAAGCUGACAUUUCUAUUUCAGAGCCUGUAGUUACAGUGAGUAAUGUAGUUGAUGUUGUAUUUUCUGAAGUUAACACUCAAGAAAUAAAAGACACCCAAGUAGAGGUCAGUAAUACAGCCAUAGGUUCCAAUGGAAGUAUAGUAGAGGUAGUUAAGUCUCCUGUAGAUUAUGUUGACAUUACACAGAACGAUCCAAAUAUACCUGUCGAAAGACUGGCUGCCAGUGAAGGCAGUGAGCCACAUUCAAUUGCCAAGUCUGAAGCUGCCAACGAUGAAGUUCCUCAGAACAUAUUAACCCUCAAGGUUGAAAACAGCAGCACAGUUGAUGCAAAAGUGACAAUGCCACUAUCCAUCUCUUCAAGUAAAGUAACAUCAAAUGUAGUAGAUGACUCACAACAGUCUGAUGACAAGAGAACAGAAGCCUCUGAGGCUGAAAUGGCUGGGACAACACCACCUAUAUCACAAGCAGCUCAGCUCUCUCAUGUGUUUGCCAUUUGUGCUGGGGAAGCACUUAAUGAAGCAACUGAGGAAACUGUUCGAGGUGACACUGAAGAGAACCCAGUUGAAGAAUCUCUGACUGAAAAGUUUUUGAAAACAUCUCAUAACCUGAUGCUGAUCAUGUUGAAUGACAUUGUCAGCCCCUGUAUUGAAUAUGUUUGGGAAGGCUUCAUAUACUCAUCGCAGUUCAUAAGGCUCCCAGAAGGCCUGGCUUUUGGAGUUGAAGCAGAAGUGGCUGAGCCAGAAAUGUCACAAGGAGCGCUGGUAUUUUUAUCCAUUGUGGUCUUCACCAUAGUCACCAUCUACCUUGUUCACCUCAUCAUGUUGGCUGCCCGGAAGGUGUACUCUAAAAUUUCACGGGAAACUCCCAUUCUUGAGGCUCUGAACACCAUGGACCAUGAGAAGCGACUUCUACAUCAUGAAAACACAACACUCCAUGAAGAACUGCUCAAGGCUCAUUCUGAGUUGAAAGAAAUCACAUUACGAAUCACAGAGUCUAGUGGAGACGUCAGUGACCUUGACACUCAACUUGAACUCAUCAAGCGUGAACAUGCUGCUGAAACUGCUCAGCAAGAAGAGAAGAUAGCCCAGCUGGAGCAUGCGUUGGAUGAAGCCGCAAACAACAGCAAUGAGAUGCACAAGAUACUUUCGGAAAUGUUAUCAGCACAAAAGGAUACAUCAACUUUCCAGGCAUCAGUAGACCACCUGCAGGAAAUGCUUGAUGGUCAACAAGAAAAGGUGGAAGCAUUGAAUUCUGACCUAGCACUGAAAACAAGACUAAAUGAAGAACUUCAUCUUGAACUGUCGUCUUCCAGAGAACAAGUGGCAAAAUUAGAUUCUCAGGUUCAGCAGUUAACACAGUCACUCAAGGAGUUGAGCACUUCCAAGGAGGAUGUCAACCAGCAGCUACUGAAGGAUAUGGAACUUGUUAAGGAACUCCAGACUGCCAAUGAGUCCCUCUCCAAACAGUCUGAGGACUAUGACCAUCAGCUGUCAGACCUAAAGCAAGAACUGCAGACAUUACAAGACACCAUUGCCACCUUGCGGGAAAGUGUGGGCACUAAGGACUCAGAGCUUAAAGUUGCUAAGGAAUGCUUGAAAACACUCCAGUUAACCUCAGGGGAUUCUGAAGUUGCACCAGAUGACAAAAAGCUGUCCUCACUCUUUGAUGUCAUUACAAUUAAGGCAGAAUUGCAGAGGGUGAGCAAUGAACGCCUCAACUUAGAAGACCAGUUGAAAGAAUCAGAAAUGGCCCAGAAAAACUUGGAAGACACUAUGUCCUCCAUUCGGUCAGAGGUAACAGACUUACGGAUGAUGCAUGACGAAGCAAUACAUGAGAAGCAAGAGGCAAUGAGCAAGUUAGCAGUCUUGACCCAAUAUUUUGAAGAGAAAGAAGCGCAACUCACAAAGGAACUGGAGUCACAGGAAGGACUACGGAUGGAUGCUGAAGGGACAGCAGCCUCUGUGGGCCACAAGAUUCAUAACUAUGAGUUGGAAGUUGCUUCCUACAAGGAGGGGAAGAGUUUCCCUGAAGCAAAGAAAGGAAUAAUCAACAGAAUGUCCUUGGAACACUUCAACCUGGCAGACCUGUCACCCACCACAGGAGAUGUGCCUGUCUCAGACGAGUACAAAGUAGAAUGGGUUAAAGCCAAAGCUGAAUUCAAGCGAAAAAAAUCAGCUGCUUUCACUGCUGAUGUUUGUGAUCCGAGUCAAAAGAGCUGUGGCCCCACUGUGGCCUUUGCUCUCCAGUCCUCUGAUUCUGCCCAUUCUUCAGACUCAGGCCAGAGCCUCAAUGAAUCAGCACAUUCAUAUGAAUCUUCUUUGUCACAAGAAACAAGAAGUAACAACAAGCCUGAACAAUUAGAAGGUAGUGGAAUCUCCUCAAAACUAGAUGUAUUGCAAUGUGUUCCCUUCACAACCAGUGUAGGAAGCUUCUCUGGAACAUCAUUGUCACGACCAGCUUCCCUCAAGAUAUCAUCAAGAUUGGAUUCCUUAUCCUCUGGACACAUGAACACAAACGAUGCACUGUCCACAUCAUCAGUAACAACAAGCCUAAACUCAUUAACAACCCAACUCUCUGGUGUGGAUAGCGAACCAAAGCUUAGUAUGUCAGUCCAAGUCGAAGGACACAGCCAGUCUUCUCACGACAUGGGGUUGCACAGCAGUAACUUGGUAGAUAUUGGAGCAGUUUAUGGCACUCAUUUUGAUGUGACCAUACAGGAAACUCCUGCCUCUGAUGAUGUGAAGAGUACGGUUGCUGCCAUGAAGAGCAUCUUUGAGAGAGAUGCUAAACUUAGGUCUGUGUCAGACAAAUUUUCCUUUGGCUCAAAUGAAAACCUCUCUUUUGGCACAACAUUGAAGAGUUCACACAGCUCAGCAUCACUGACCAAGACAGAAAAGAAAGAGUUUGGGGCAUUCAGCUCUGCAGAUAUGAAUGUGAUGGAGAAGCAGAAAAAAGCUCAAGUUCAAAGUUUGCAAAAAGAACUACAAGAUCAAGAGAAUUCCUACAAGGCUCAACUAGACAGCUGUGAGAAGAAGGCACAUGACAACUGGCUCCAGGCACGUGCUGCUGAGCGAAAGCAUGAAGAACAAAGGCAGGAGAACAGUCAGCUGCGGAACCGGCUGACACUGUUGCAGAAGGAGAGAGAAGACAUGCAAGGAAGCAUCCUGAAACCUUCCAAACGUCUAGAUGCUAAUGGAAGAAUGCCUUCUCCAGGCCCCAUUUUAGAAGGGGAGGUGGAUGGUGAACACUCUGAGUCACCGCCUCAUCCUUUACAUGGUCCACCACCUGUAUUACCCAUGAUGUUGCCCCCAGGAGCCCCAUUACCCCCAGGAAUCCCUCCCCAUCAUGGUUUUCCUGGAGCGCCACCACCUCCCCCACCACCUGGUCUGUCACGUGGGAUGCCUCCUCCAUUCCAUCCUGGGGAGUUCCCAUUCAUGAGACCACCACUGCCUCCCCUCCCAGGAGACCGACGCCUUCCUCCUGCCGGAGGCAUGUCAUCUCCUCCAUUCAGGAGAUCUGGAUCUCCAACGUAUGGUCACCGCAAUGACCGCUACUCUCCUAGCAGUGAACAUUCUCACCUCUCAGACCGCCAUUAUUCACCACCACCCCUCCGUCACAGACCUCCUUCCCCUGACAUGCACCGCCGUAAUCAUUCCCCUGAUAGGAGGUCUGAUAGGUUAAGAUCACCUGACCGUCGCUCAGACAGAGUCAGAGCUUCUCCCGAUCAUCAUCGCUCAAACCGGAGAACCCCAGAUCGUAGAUUAGACAGACGUUCUCCAGAUAGACACUUCUCCACGAGGUCACCCGAUGGUUACCAUAGACACAGGUCUUCUCCCCACGACUAUUAUGAUCAUUCUGAUUAUAAUAGUGAUGACUCCAGGUUACACCAGACUUCAAAUAAAGGAAAGAAGACUUCCACACCCCUGGCCCCCUCGGACAGGUGGAGGAAUGAUGUAUAGCUGCUGCUGCUGCUAGGUGCAAUUUAUUGUGUGUCUGGAUCCAGAGUUUUCCAGUUUUAUCUUCUCACAAAGUCUUUACUAGUGACUGCACACCUACACAGUUGCUUUGUUAUUUAUUUAUUACUUGAAUAAAAACCAUUCCAAGUGAAGAAAGGGGAACAAAAUUGUUAUACUUCACAGAUAAUUCACAUAAUUUCUAAUCACAUAUAAUCAUUUUUCUUUUGAGUUAGUCUCAAGAGAUGGAUUUGCAUACUUUACUGUGAUGGUUUGUAAGUAUUUCCUUUCAUAUUGGCAAUAGACUCAUUGGCGUCCCUGGUGAUGUUUGAGCAGGUCAUCUAGAGCUGCAGGGCCACUGUAUUUACUUUGUGAGUCCAGUAGUGGAGAGUUGUCUUCAUUGUGGUUGUUUUGAAGAUGGUGUGAUAUGGCAGGAAGAGUGAAGCAUUCAGCUCUUGUAAAAGAAAAGCUGCAAUUUUCUGUGACUGGUUGUAUGAAUGCUUGUGAGUUUAGCAUGAAACUGUAUAUUUGUAACAUUCAUUGUAUAUUAGAAUGAAGCAUUUUGUACUUGAUCACCUUAGUGAGUUCCCAUUGGUCAUACAAUGACUGGUGAUUAAUUUCCAGUGGCAGUAGUGAGCAGGUGCUGUAUGUUCAUGGUGAGGUUUCCCCUUGUUAUAAUAUGUUGAUGACAGUUUAAUAAACUUGUAUGAAA
Molecule: messenger RNA, 23578 nt
Organism: Portunus trituberculatus (swimming crab)
Lineage: Eukaryota; Metazoa; Arthropoda; Malacostraca; Decapoda; Portunidae
Exons: 19
Coding region: 16-22872 (7618 amino acids)
Source: RefSeq, a predicted model, not a curated record